AUGGAGUCAUUCACUGAUGUGAAUGUAGAAUGGAGUGAUGUUCCGGAAUUCAACCAUGAUUCUCCUGAUUCUCCUGAUGAUGUUGACUCUGAUGGUGAAGAUAGAAGAGAGCGUAACGAUUACAACAUCGAAAAGGAAGCCAUGAGCUUUGUUGAUGAACCUCAAGUGAAACAUAACUUAGUGGUGAAUCUUCUCAGCCUGAAGCCUCCCAAGGUGCUACUGGCUCUCAAGUUACUUAGCCAAGGAAGUGACGCAUGGAAAGAAGAGAAGAUGGAUGUGAAGGAGUGA
Molecule: messenger RNA, 288 nt
Organism: Eruca vesicaria subsp. sativa (arugula)
Lineage: Eukaryota; Viridiplantae; Streptophyta; Magnoliopsida; Brassicales; Brassicaceae
Source: the annotation of a GenBank genome assembly